UUCACCGCGUGAUACUGAACUCAUAAAAAACAUAUUCUAUCCACAUGACCAGGACGAGUAAUGACAACCGUCCUUGGUAUAUAAACUGUGUCGGCACUUGAAGCACACACACCCAGUGUAUAGUCAUCCUGGGACACCAGCUUCUGGUAGCAGACGUCAUCAUACAUCAGACGAUAGUGCCAGAAGACAAGUUCUAGAACUAUGGCUCGGCUCGUAGUUGUUGUCGUUGCCUUGAUGGUGACGCUGUCAGCUGCAGCACCUAAAUCUGUGACGAACACGCCAGCUCAGAACACAGGAGUGUACCCCCCGAACUUCCCCACCCCGACGGAGACCUACAGCAGGUUCGCCCAGAUGGACGCCACGGGGAACUACUUCCUGUUCUGGUGGGCAAACUCCACACACAUCCAGUUUGAAGCUCACGUGAAAACCAGGGGCUACGUAGGCUUCGGUAUUUCUAACCAUGGCAACAUGUACCCCGCUGAUGUGGUGAUUGGCUGGGUGAAGGACGGGAAGGUGCACUUUGAGGACCGCCACGCAAUCGGUUAUUAUGAACCAAUCAUCGACGACUCUCAGGACUGGACCAUUAUCGCCGGCUUCGAGAACGACUUCGGCACCGUGUUAAAGUUUUCUCGAGCACUCGACACUUGUGAUGAGAAGCAGGACUUUGUAAUCAAGGAGGGGACGACGAAGGCCAUCUUCUCUUACCACCCCGAUGACCCCAUCCACGAGACUGGCCUGAUCUACCAUGGGGCCGGCAGACGGGGCUCCAAGAGUCUCUUGCUGUUGGACAUGACCCCGACCUUGAAGGUGAUGCCAGCUGACACCCAGCACUUCGACAUGAAGAACCAGAAGUUCCACGUGCCUGCCGUUGGCACCUUCUACCAUUGCACCGUCUUCAAGGUGCCCGUACUUCCAAAGAAACACCACCUCAUCAUGUAUGAACCUGUCAUCACCCCUGGCAACGUGGAUAUCGUCCACCACAUGGUUCUGUACACGUGUCCCAAGCUGGAUGACAAGUACGACCUGAUGGACUACCACUGCUACCGCGAGAGAGACCCCCUGCUUCGGGCCUGUACAGCCGUCUUCCUUGCCUGGGCCGUUGGAGGAGAGCCGUUCUAUCUUCCUGAUGAUGCGGGAUUACCCCUCGGAACGAAAGAAGACCCGAGUUUCCUACUGCUGGAGACCCACUAUAACAACCCCACCCUGAAAGCAGGGGUCAUCGACAGUUCCGGCAUGCGUAUCCACUACACGCCGACCCUACGACUUCACGACGCCGGGGUGCUGGAAACUGGUGUCAUGGUAGACAAUUUCCAGAUCAUCCCUCCAGAGUACGAAUCCUUCAAAUCCCGGGGGUACUGCAGCAUGGCCUGUAUGGAGAGGUCCCUGACUCGGUCCACUGCCCCGGAGAUGAAUGUGUUCGCAGUGUUCCAGCACACGCAUCUUAUUGGGAAGGGAAUCAGGACCCGCAUCAUCAGGAACGGCACAGAGAUCGAACCUCUCAUCGUGGACGACAGCUACGACUUUGACUUCCAGGAAACCAGACUGCUGGCUCACGAGAGGAAGCUGCAAGUGGGAGACGCCAUCAUCACCGAGUGCGACUACAGGUCAAAGGAGAAGGGCAAGUUCACAUUUGGAGGUUUAAGUACACAGGACGAGAUGUGUCUGACCUUCAUCCUGUACUAUCCCCGAAUGCCCAUGUCCAACUGCCUGAGUCUCGCCAUGUACAACGCCUACAUCAAAGAUCGAGGUGAGAAGAGGGCGCUGAUUCAGUACCUGGAGACUCUCGACUGGAAGAACCAGACCAUCAGAGAGAGCUUCCAGCAGAACACGGACCAGUCAGUCUACACUCUCUCCUGCAUGGAUUAUGCCGGGCCCAUGUCGUUCUUCAGUACAAUGACACAGGCCGACCCCGUGACCACGCCCUACGUGAAGCCAAUGAGUGACAAACGCUCCAGAAGGACUUACAGAAAUAUGCAUCGUCUCGUGGUCGUUAUCGUUGCCUUAAUGGUGACGCUGUCAGCUGCAGCACCUAAAUCUGUGACGAACAAGCCAACUCAGAACACAGGAGUGUACCCCCCGAACUUCCCCACCCCCACGGAGACCUACAGCAGGUUCGCCCAGAUGGACGCCACGGGGAACUACUUCCUGUUCUGGUGGGCAAACUCCACGCACAUCCAGUUUGAAGCUCACGUGAAAACCAGGGGCUACGUAGGCUUCGGUAUUUCUAACCAUGGCAACAUGUACCCCGCUGAUGUGGUGAUUGGCUGGGUGAAGGACGGGAAGGUGCACUUUGAGGACCGCCACACAAUCGGUUUCUAUGAACCAAUCAUCGACGACUCUCAGGACUGGGCCAUCAUCGCCGGCUUCGAGAACGACUUUGGCACCGUGUUAAAGUUUUCUCGAGCACUCGACACUUGUGAUGAAAAACAGGACUUUGUAAUCAAGGAGGGAACGACAAAGGCCAUCUUCGCCUACCACCCUGAUGACCCCAUCCACGAAACUGGCCUGACCUACCACGGGGCCGGCAGACGGGGCUCCAAGAGUCUCCUGCUGUUGGACAUGACCCCGACCUUGAAGGUGAUGCCAGCUGACUCCCAGCACUUCGACAUAACCAACCAGAAGUUUCAAGUGCCCGCCGUUGACACCUACUACCACUGCUCUGUCCACAAGAUGCCCGUACCGCCGAAGAAAAACCACCUCAUCAUGUUCGAGCCCGUCAUCACCCCUGGCAACGAGGAUGUCGUCCACCAUAUGGUGGUGUACACGUGUCCGACCAAGCUGGACGACAAAUACAACAACGUGGACUACCACUGCUACGAGAUCAAGGACAUGACGCUGAUGUCGUGUAGGGCUGUGUUCCUAGCCUGGGCUGUGGGUGGAGAGGCGUUUUAUCUCCCUACUGACGUUGGAAUCCCUCUCGGAAUGUCGGAAGGUCCUGGUCACGUGGUUCUGGAGACACAUUAUAACAACCCCACCCUUAAAGCUGGGGUCAUCGACAGUUCCGGUAUCCGCAUCCACUACACGCCGACGUUACGACUUCACGACGCCGGGGUGCUGGAGACUGGUGUCAUGGUAGACAAUUUCCAGAUCAUCCCUCCUGAGUACGAAUCCUUCAAAUCCCGGGGGUACUGCAAUAUGGACUGUAUGGAGAGGUCCCUGACUCGGUCCACUGCCCCGGAGAUGAAUGUGUUCGCAGUGUUCCAGCACACCCAUCUUAUCGGGCAAGGAAUCAGGACCCGCGUCAUCAGGAACGGCACAGAGAUCGAACCUCUCAUCGUGGACGACAACUACGACUUUGACUUCCAGGAAACCAGACUGCUGGCUCACGAGAGGAAGCUGCAAGUGGGAGACGCUAUCAUCACCGAGUGCGACUACAGGUCAAAGGGGAGCUACAAAUUCACAUUUGGUGGCGUGAGGACCAGUGAUGAGAUGUGCCUGUCGUUUCUCCUGUACUACCCCCGGAGUCCCAUGUCCUCCUGCUUGAGCCUCCCGCUCUACGACACCUACAUCAAAGAUCCCCACCAUGAGAAGCACGCAUUCUUCAAUUACCUCGUACACCAAGACUGGAGGAACCAGACACUCAGAGACGUCUUCCAGAAGAACACUGACGACUCCAUCCACGUCAUUCAAUGCGCUGACUAUUCCGGGUUCUCGUCGGCCCACACCGUCAAGACACACCCCGAUCCCGUGACCACGCCCUACGUCAAACCCAAGAGCAGCGUGUGCAGCACGAAAUAAGUUGCUACGCUACGAAAUUUAUACGUUUCAAAUUGAAAUACUAAUGUCGUUCACGAAUAAAGAGGAAUAUGUUUUUUCUUCA
Haliotis rufescens (red abalone) is the source of this 3820-nucleotide messenger RNA. RefSeq lists its product as uncharacterized. Gene Ontology annotation, cellular component: secretory granule membrane. Gene Ontology annotation, molecular function: dopamine beta-monooxygenase activity; copper ion binding. The transcript is spliced from 23 exons. Lineage: Eukaryota; Metazoa; Mollusca; Gastropoda; Lepetellida; Haliotidae. The record is from RefSeq and is a predicted model, not a curated record. Gene Ontology annotation, biological process: norepinephrine biosynthetic process; dopamine catabolic process; octopamine biosynthetic process. The coding region runs from base 202 to 3738 and encodes 1178 amino acids.